Molecule: messenger RNA, 783 nt
Organism: Labeo rohita (rohu)
Lineage: Eukaryota; Metazoa; Chordata; Actinopteri; Cypriniformes; Cyprinidae
Product: complement C3-like
Exons: 6
Molecular function (GO): endopeptidase inhibitor activity
Source: RefSeq, a predicted model, not a curated record
AGGAAGAGACACACGGACAGACAGGAUGGACGUGAAGCUGCUGUUUCUGACUGUUGUUUUUCUCUCCUCACCGCUCCUCACACUAUGUGACCCACUAUUUGUUCUGUCAGCUCCUAAUUUGCUGAGGGUGGGUUCCUCAGAGAACGUGUUUGUGGAGGCUCAGGAUUACUCUGGAGGAGACCUGAACGUGAUGAUAAUAGUAAAGGACCACCCAAACAAACAUACAGAGAUCUGGUCCAGAUCAGUGACACUGGCUGCAGGCAACAAUUUCCAGAUCCUUACAGAUAUAAUGAUCCCUAAUGACAGGAGCUACUUCUCUGAUGAUCCUCUGGAGAAGCAGUAUGUGUAUCUACAAGCUCAGUUUCCAUCCGUCACUCUGGAGAAAGUGGUCAUGGUCUCAUUCCAGUCUGGAUAUAUAUUUGUACAAACAGACAAGCCCAUCUACACACCUGCUGGCACAGUUAAAUAUAGAAUUUUUUCUCUGACACCCAAAAUGACCUCAUUCAGUCAGUCUACAAUCCAAGUGGAAAUCAUGAAUCCCCAAGACAUCACACUUUCAUCAGCGAAGAUACAGCUAGUCAAGGGGAUGAUAUCCAAACACUACGCCCUCCCUGAGGUUACCAGUCUUGGGAUCUGGAAAGUGGUCACAUGGUUCUCACACAGUCCUCAGAAGAAGUUUACUACAAACUUUGAGGUCAAAGAAUAUGGUAAGACGUAUAACUACAAACCAUGUGUUGUGUCAAAGCAGGGGUGCCCAACCCUGUUCCCGGAGAUCAACCUUCC